ACUUCAUCAAAGCUUCUUUCUCUCUCUCCCUUGUUAGAAACAAAUAUCCAUUCAAUCUUCUAUCACUGCAAGCAAAAUGAAGCAAAAGGUGUUGAUAAAGGUGAACAUGAACGAUGACAAAUCCAGGUCCAAAGCUUUGAAAACAGUUGUUGGUCUUUCUGGAGUUGAAUCAGCUGCUCUUCAAGGGAAGGAAAGGGAUCAGUUAGAGAUUGUCGGAGAAGGUGUAGAUUCUGUGGUUCUUACAAGGCUUCUUCGGAAAUACGUGGGUUAUGCCGAUUUGAUUUCCGUCGGACCGGUGCCGGAGAAGAAGCCUGAUCAACCGCCUGCAACAGUAGCAGCAGCUAUGGAGGCCACUCCCCAGAUGCCGGUUUGGGCAUACCCUUAUCCAGCUAGUAGUCAAGUUUAUCAAGUCAGAGAUAGUGAACCCACCUGCUCCAUUAUGUAAAUAUAUAUAUAUUGAAAUAUAAGUAUCAGUUUUAUAUGAUUGA
Messenger RNA from Impatiens glandulifera, 488 nucleotides. Its product is annotated as heavy metal-associated isoprenylated plant protein 16-like. Lineage: Eukaryota; Viridiplantae; Streptophyta; Magnoliopsida; Ericales; Balsaminaceae. The record is from RefSeq and is a predicted model, not a curated record. The transcript has 2 exons. Bases 77 to 445 code for a protein of 122 amino acids. Gene Ontology annotation, molecular function: metal ion binding.